UCGAGCGAUCGUUGAUCGUUGGUGGGUUCCCCAUAUACCAUAUAUCGAUCUGGCUGUAGUCGUGUCCGAGUGCGCGUGCCAAGUGGAGCUACUAUUUGCUAAUUGCUCCGUUUCUUAGCUGCUGCUAACUUCCUACCCCCAGUCCUCCCAUCUCGAGAGGGUUUCAGUGCUUUUUCAAGAUCACUCACUGCCGCCGCGACUCCAACAUCAUCGCUUCCCCCCACCCCCCUUUUAUAUAUCGCAUUCUCGCUCUCUCUCUCUGUCUCUGUGUAUCUUUCCUUCUUUCUCCCUCGGUGUUCGUGUGAGUCGUAAACAUAACUCAAAGCUCUGGUUUAGUCAGAGGAGAGGGAAAAAAUAAAAAAGGCCUUUUCGGGUACGUCAGCCAGUUGCCGGCUAUACGCGACUCACGUCGGAGGGUCUGGGUCUGGGUCUCUUCCUCAAAAUUCUGUCCCGCGAUACAAUCAAAAACCAUACAAAAAAAUAUGCAACUUUUCGAUGACUUCUGCAAGAGCUUCAACAAGGAACUGCAGCGGGAGAAUUUCUGCUUCGCAUACAAACGCGUGCAUCUGUUCUACCGAUCGCAGUGGCAAAAGGAUGACACGAACGCACUCUACCUGCUCUAUCGAUGGAUAUGGGCGCUGUUCUUUCUGGGCGUCUAUAUCAUGUGCAUUAUCGUGCAGUUCUGCGAUGGAAAGUUCUUCAUUUACAUGACCAACUGGGGAUAUGGUCUGUGCACGAUCACCAUGCUCAUUGCCGCAGUGCAGGUCACCUGCUGGCACUACGAUCUAAGGAACACCCGGAGCCUAGUGCAGGAGUCGGGCAACAAAACGGAAACCACAAGGGGACUGAAGAUCUACUGGUGGCUCUACAAUAUGACACUAUCGCUGGCGCUGAUCAUAUCCACAGUCUACUGGGUCUUCCUGCAUGGCAAAAUGAAUAAACCCAUGCGUUUUCCGGCCAUUAGCGUUAUUACCCAUGGACUGAAUACGGUAAUGAUGCUGAUCGAUUUCCUGGUCGUGGCAUUUCCGCUGAGGCUUCUCCAUGUGGUAUACAGCAUGGCUCUGGCGAUUAUGUUCUUUGUCUUCACCCUCAUCUACCAUUUCUGUGGUGGCACAGAUGAAUUUGGCAAUCCCUAUGUGUAUCCCAUAUUGGAUUGGAACAAUCCCACACGCUGUCUGGUGACAUUUGUGGGCAUCUUUGUGCUGAUCAUGUGCUACUGGCUGCUGCUCUUCGGCGUCUACAAGCUGAAGAGAAUGUUCAAUAGGGCCUUCAGUGUGGUGUGGACACCGCAUGCAGUUGGUCUCAUCUGAGCACAUACAUCUACGAGCACUAAGAGACCUAAGUAUCACCAGCAUUAUACAACCCUCACGUUUAUAUAGCACACUCAUAUACUGUACACAUCUAUGGCGAGCGCCACACUCUUACACAUUAGCAUGCAUUUAUUUAUAUAUAGAUAUAUAUUUGUACAUCUAGUAUUUGAUACAAUAAGUUUUAAUCAUCUGGUUCCUUAAUGUCGAAGCUACAUACACACAUCAUAUAUCAUAUCAUAUCAGAUUAAUUGGUUUAGUUAGGCUAGUGAAUAAGCAAAGAUCUGGUUACUAUAUAUGAAUGACAUACAUUGUAGUUAUAUAGUGUAUACAUAGAUAUGAAAUUUGUUGAAAAUACUCUAUGCAUUUGGUACGAGUAAUAUGAGAAAUUUGAAAUUGUAUAAAGAAAUGGCGAGAAAAUGCAGAUAGCAGAUACAAAAAUAAGCAUAAUAUCGAAAUAAAUAGAAAUCAAAGCUGACAAGAUUUAAGUGAAGAAUAUUUAAGACAAAUUUAACAUUACAAAAUGUCAUAUAAUGAAUUUUAAGCGAUGUACCAAACUUUUAAAUGAUUAAAAGUCUGAAUGGAAUUUAAUUAAAUUAAGUUA
Drosophila obscura is the source of this 1911-nucleotide messenger RNA. RefSeq names its product protein rolling stone. Gene Ontology annotation, cellular component: membrane. The coding region runs from base 483 to 1310 and encodes 275 amino acids. NCBI's taxonomy places the organism in Eukaryota, Metazoa, Arthropoda, Insecta, Diptera, Drosophilidae. The record is from RefSeq and is a predicted model, not a curated record. The transcript is spliced from 4 exons.